Molecule: messenger RNA, 2814 nt
Organism: Branchiostoma belcheri (Belcher's lancelet)
Lineage: Eukaryota; Metazoa; Chordata; Leptocardii; Amphioxiformes; Branchiostomatidae
Product: multiple epidermal growth factor-like domains protein 11
Exons: 21
Coding region: 84-2717 (877 amino acids)
Biological process (GO): cell communication
Cellular component (GO): membrane
Molecular function (GO): calcium ion binding; scavenger receptor activity
Source: RefSeq, a predicted model, not a curated record
UAUGUCAUGUGUAAUAUUCAGAUAUUCCUUGUUUUAAUGAAUGUCUUUUUCCUUUUUUUCCAAACAGCUGUGGUCGAGGACAGAUGGGCCAAUUGUGCUCAGAAAGAGUUUGCAAAGACAACUAUUACACCAACAACGAUAAUUCUCCCAACUGUUUCCAAUGCAAGUGUAACGUCUCAAAUACCAUCAACUGUGCGGCCUGGGAAGGUGCGUGCCACUGUAAGCCUGGGUGGACCGGGGAGACGUGUGACGAGAUCUGUCCACUGGGCUUCUUCGGAGCUGACUGUGGGCAGGUCUGCAACUGUACCGCCAGCCAGGAGUGUAACCACACCACCGGACAGUGCACCUGUAUUCCAGGACAUCUCAAUGAUAGGAGCUGUACUCCGUGUGAAGACGGGAAAUAUGGAGAUAACUGUGAGAGGACCUGCGACUGUACACAAGAAGCCACCUGUUCUAAGUAUGAUGGGAUGUGUAUAUGUCCCCCAGGCUACACGGGUGACCGUUGUGAGCUGACGUGUCCUGCGGGUACCUUUGGCCAGAACUGUCUGCAGUCCUGUAACUGUACCAACGCCACCACCUGCCAGCCCAUCGACGGUACCUGCUUCUGUCCCCCGGGUACCUCUGGGGACAACUGUGAACUAACCUGCACGAACAUGACCUAUGGUUUGAGCUGUGGGAAUCGGUGUGACUGUGGUGAGCACGCCUCAGGAUGUGACGCCAGGACCGGACAGUGUCAGUGCGAGGACGGCUGGUUUGGUGUGCGCUGCGACAACCCCUGUGAGAAUGGUACAGCCUACGGAGCCACCUGUAACCAGACGUGUAACUGUCAACAUGGAUCGUGCCACCCAGACACGGGGGCGUGCCAGUGUGAGGUCGGCUUUUCUGGCAGCACCUGUCAAAUUUGCGCUAACAGGAAGUAUGGCCCAGACUGUACCCUCACCUGUAGCCGCUGUCCUGACAACCAUGGUUGUGACAACAGGGAUGGACAGUGUACCUGUCCACAAGGGUUUACUGGACCCACCUGUGGACAACGCUGUCCGUCUGGUUUCUAUGGAGAUGGUUGUCGUAAACAGUGCGCAUGUGAGAACAACUCUCCGUGUCAUCACGAGACUGGCCAAUGCAUCUGCCGCACACCGUACAAGGGUUCCAACUGUUCCGAAGAGUGUCCAGCGGGUACAUACGGACAAGCCUGUGAGAACAAGUGUUCAUGUGUGAACGGAGGGAAGUGUGGAUACCACGGCAUGUGUGACUGUGCUGACGGAUGGACAGGGACCCACUGCACCGAGAGAUGUCCCCCUGGCUACUUCGGUAGGAACUGCAUGCUGCCUUGCACCUGUGCACACAACUCUACCUGUAACCCGGUACAUGGCGUCUGCACGUGCGCAGAAGGUUGGCAAGGAGACACUUGUGAGGACGACAUUGACGAAUGCAGUCCCAACAAUACAAACAACUGCCAUGAGAACGCGAGGUGCUCCAACACAGAGGGUUCCUACACCUGUACCUGUAACUCUGGGUACGUCGGUGACGGAUUCUUCUGUGCCCAAAGGGGAAGUGAUGGAGCCUUCUACAAGACUCUGACCGGUAUGAAACUCCGUGUAGGGCAGACAGCUCACUUCAGGUGUCAGUACCGCAACCUGGGACAAGCCCUGCUCUUCUGGAGGAACGGCAUCGACAACAACAACAACAACAACCUGUUUGUUGACAGCCUUUCCCUGGACAAGGAGAAGACCAAGCAGAUGUGGGCAGAGAUGCAUGAUGGAGACUACCAUCUCUACAUCUAUAACGUCACUAAGGCAGACCAGGGGAACUACAGCUGUGUCAUCGACCUUGGAAACAAUAAUGAGAAACUAACAACUGCUGAGCUCACUGUAGCAAGUUGUCGUAGCAACUAUUACGGGCCAAAGUGCGACAAGCAGUGUGACUGUAGCGGACGUGGGGACUGUGACAGUGACACCGGAGAGUGCACGUGUCCGGAGGAAUGGGAGGGAGAACACUGUGAACUGGAUGUUGAUGAAUGUAUGCCCAAUGCAAAACCCUGCAGCCACAAUGCAUAUUGUGACAACCGUCCACCCGGCAGUUACACAUGUACCUGUAUGAACGGAUAUGUCGGUGACGGCAAAACUUGCAAAGCCUGUCCAUAUGGAUUUUACGGGAAGAAAUGCGGGAAUCAGUGCAUUGGCUGUGCUGAGGGCGAGUUCUGUGACAAGGUUUCGGGCUGUAAGUCAUGCAAGGGUCCCCAAGAUGACAAGCACUGUGUUCUACUUGUAAACAAGCCGGCAUCCAACAACAACGCAAAAGUGAUCAUAGCGGUUCUGGUGUGCCUGGUGGUUCUGGUUCUGCUGGUUGUCGGCGGUGUCUGUGCCUGGAGACGACGGGACAAGAUCAGGAAGUGGAGACGACUUCCCUCAGUCAUAUUUGAUCCCAGGAGGCCUGACUAUGAUGUCUCUACUGAGUCCUCCUUCAUGGGAGCUCCCUUCUACAAGUCAGCCUCGCUGUUCAAGAAAGCGCGCACGUCGAAGGGAAACGGAGCGGCCGCGGAGGCUGCCGACAAGGAGAUGGUGGUCCUGGGACAGGGGGCGUCGGACGGCGCCGACCCGAAAACCCAGCUCAUCGUGAUGGACAAGGACGAUGGGGACAUCGAAGACGAGCUGGAGCCCAUGCACCUGCCGGAGGAUCAAGGUCGUUCAAGGUCAUCGUCCAAACCCACGUCAUUAUGACGUGUUAAUACGUGUACGUCACCCAAACUUAUGUCAUUAUGACGUGUUAGUACGCAGGGCUGGAAAUACUGGGUGCAUGUGUACCUUAGUGCACCCA